Molecule: messenger RNA, 1131 nt
Organism: Thlaspi arvense
Lineage: Eukaryota; Viridiplantae; Streptophyta; Magnoliopsida; Brassicales; Brassicaceae
Source: the annotation of a GenBank genome assembly
AUGAUUGGAAACAAGAAGAACAAAAAUGCAAAGACAGAAGGAACCGGAGGGGACCAUGACACCAAAAAACUAGACGGCGAGAAUGCAAGACUCGCAGACUAUUUUGAUGUAAUUGCAGGGACGAGCACAGGUGGGCUUGUGACCGCCAUGCUCACAGCUCCGGAUGAAAACAAUCGCCCGUUGUAUGCCGCCAAAGAAAUCAAACCUUUCUACCUCGAGCACGGCCCUAAGAUCUUUCCACAGAACAGCCCAUUUUCUCUCGUUAAAAAAGUAGCGAGCGUACUCCUAGGACCAAAGUAUGACGGCCAGUAUCUUCAUCGUCUCAUCAAAGGGAAGUUGGGAAACACAAGGUUGCACCAGACGUUAACUAACAUUGUUGUUCCGACUUUUGACAUCAAGGAACUCCAGCCAACUAUUUUCUCAAGCUAUCAGGUGAAGAAUAAACCGAGCCUAGACGCUUUACUCUCAGAUAUAUGCAUAUCAACUUCAGCGGCCCCGACCUACCUCCCUGCACAUUAUUUUGAAACGAAGGAGCCCUCAGGGAAAGUGAGGGAAUUCAAUCUUAUUGAUGGUGGAGUAGCUGCUAAUAACCCGACUCUGGUUGCCAUGGGUGAAGUGAGCAAGCACAUUCACAAGGGUAACAGUGACUUUUCUUCCGUGAAGCCAACAGAUUAUGCCCGGUUCCUUGUCUUGUCAGUAGGAACCGGGUCGGCCAAAACAGAGAACAAAUACUCAGCAAAUUCAGCUGCCAAGUGGGGAUCUUUGGCAUGGCUGGUCAACGGUGGAUCUACUCCAUUGAUUGACGUUUUCAAUCAAGCCGGCGGUGACAUGGUCAACUUCCACCUUCGUGUAGUGUUCAAGACCCUUGAAUCAGAAAUAACUUUCUUCGGAUUCAGUAUUAAAAAAGAAAAAAAAUCUUAUUUGACACGCGUGGAUGCAGGACGACACAUUAACGGGGAAGUGUCUUCAGUUGACACAGCAACCAAGGAAAACAUGGAAAAGCUUGUUGAAGUUGGAGAGAGAUUGCUGAAGAAGCCGGUUUCAAGGAUGAAUUGGGAUACCGGCAUGUUAGAACCCAUCAAUGAGGGAACUAGUAACGAGGAGGCUCUCAUAAGGUCCACAAGCUCUUGA